Messenger RNA from Solea senegalensis (Senegalese sole), 2893 nucleotides. RefSeq names its product general transcription factor IIA, 1 (gene gtf2a1). Bases 153 to 1406 code for a protein of 417 amino acids. The transcript is spliced from 10 exons. Gene Ontology annotation, biological process: transcription by RNA polymerase II; transcription initiation at RNA polymerase II promoter. Gene Ontology annotation, cellular component: transcription factor TFIIA complex. The record is from RefSeq and is a predicted model, not a curated record. NCBI's taxonomy places the organism in Eukaryota, Metazoa, Chordata, Actinopteri, Pleuronectiformes, Soleidae.
AUUGUAAAUAAGACCGCUGAAACUGUGUUUUAUUUACAAAAGUGAUGCCGGCUGUUUCGCAAUAUCUUUCCCAGUUGUUUUAGUUCGUUUUUCGUAAUUUUUUGGCUUUAUUUCUCGCCCUAUUUCCGUGUGGUUCUUACACUACGCGUAUAAUGGCGAGCUCGGCUAACUCGAACCCAGUGCCUAAACUAUACAAAUCUGUGAUUGAGGAUGUGAUCAACGAGGUGCGAGAGCUGUUCCUGGAUGAGGGAGUGGAUGAGCAAGUGCUGUUGGAGCUGAAAACGCUGUGGGAGAAUAAACUGUUGCAGUCCAAGGCGGUGGAGGGCUUCCAUACUGAAGAGCAGGCAGCGUUGCAGGCUGCCCAACAGCAGCAGCAGCAGCAGCAACAACAACAGCAGCAGCAGCAGCAGCAGCAGCACCAACAACAACAGCAACAGCAGCACCAACACCAGCACCAUCAGCAAGUUCAGCAGGUUCAGCAGGUCCAACAAGUCCAGCAGGUGACUCAGCCAGCACAGGCGCAACAAGUCAUCCUGCCCCCACAGCAGCAGCAAGCUCCCCAGCAGCAAGUCAUUGUUCAGGAUUCCAAGAUCCUGCAGCACAUGAGUGCAACGGGGAUGAGUGCAGCAGCUACUGCAGCAACACUUGCUUUGCCCACAGGUUGUGCUCCAUACCAACAGCUCAUCACCAGCCAAGGUCAGAUCCUGCAGGUGCUCCGCGGCCCCAAUGGAACUCAGUACCUCAUCCACCAGCCCCAGCAGCCCAUCCUCGUGCAGCAGCAGAUGCAGCCCGGUGGUGUGCAGGCACCUGUCAUCCAACAGGUCCUGACUCCUCUGCAGGGAGGCCUGCCCCAGCAAACAGGAGUCAUCAUUCAGCCACAGCAGAUCGUCUUGGCUUCAAACAAACUCCAAGGCAAUACACAGGUGAUGCAGGCAGCGGCUACUGCGCCACAACCCGGUCAGGCAACAACCGCGGCUCUGGUGCAGCAGGUUCAACAGGCCCAGGGUGCGGCUGCGGCGCAGGGCCCUCAGCAGGCCCAGGCCCAGCAGCAAGCCCAGCCUCAAGCACAGCAGCCUCCCAUGAUGCUGCAGGUGGACGGGACCGGAGACACCUCCUCGGAUGAAGACGAGGACGAGGAGGAGGAGUACGAUGAAGACGAGGAGGAGGAGAAGGACAAGGACGGGGGAGAGGACGGGCAGGUGGAGGAGGAGCCAUUGAACAGUGGAGACGAUGUCAGUGAUGAGGAGGACCAGGAGCUGUUUGAUACAGAGAAUGUAGUUGUGUGCCAGUAUGACAAGAUUCACAGAAGUAAGAACAAAUGGAAAUUCUACCUGAAGGACGGGAUCAUGAAUCUAAACGGGAGAGACUAUGUCUUCUCCAAAGCCAUUGGGGAUGCUGAAUGGUGAAGUGGAAGGUAAACGACAUAACAAAGCAGGAGCAGGAACUCUGAAACUCCUUUCUAUCCAGUUAACAGACACUUAAGUAUCCUUCCAUAUCCUGUGACUGGAGUCAUUUCAGGAAACUUCUUCUGGAGUCUUUGAGAACUCUGACAAACCCAAAGGACUGUGAGGGCACUGUAAAAUCGACGAGCCUUGUCGGAUGAGAAACCUACAGGGGAAGGAAAAAGCCUGCGAUGGGGAGUGUCGUUUCCGCCUUCUUCUUCUUCUUUUUUCUUCCUCUUCCUGGCUUCUCUUCCCCUUUUUGCCGAGAGAAUUCACAUCACUUUUGGAAAGUAAGCAUUUUACAUGGUACAGGUGUAGUGGACCAGGGCGACGCGACCUGCCCUGUCGCAGGAGGUCAGAGAUGAUUCAUUAUCGCCCCGUAAAUGAGAAUCACCUUCAUAAUGCACUGUAGUCGGUUGACUGGAUUGACUCGUGUCUCGUUUGUAAGUCCAAACUUAGUGCCACCAGUCGAGAACGCUGCCUUUUAGAACGACCAGAAUCAAAGCUUUUGGCUUCUAAUUUUUUUUUUUGUUCUUAGAUCGCAAAGUUGUGUUUUUAUGUAGUUAACAGCCUGUUAUUGUUUUAAACAUUUGAAAAAGAAAAAAAAAAAGUAUAUGUUUUAAGGGUUCAGACAAUGAGCGUGAAGUUGCAUUUAUCUCCACAUUUAACAGUAGACCACAGUCCAAGAGAGAAACGCUAAUUUUCAUCGUCUACUUCUCUGGAGCUUCAUUCCGUCUUUGACUCGAAACUUCACACACACACACAGAACAGAAGGAAGAAUUUUAAGAAUUGUACAAACUCUCUGAAUGUUUGUCCUGUCGGUGUAUCUGGUGUAUCUUUGCGCUUUUUUUUUUUUUUAAAUAGUUCUCCUCAGCCGUCUGAAAAUGUUGCACUGUCAGUUUUUCAUCGUGUAGAAAGUUUCAAGUUGACGAGUAACCACAGCGUUCUCUGUUCUGUGCAGUCGUCUGUGAGAGAGCGAGGAACAGUGACAGUCAACACGUGGUGGUGUGUGUGUGCGUGCGUUCACGUGUGUGUGUGUGUGUCACCACCGCUUUUCUCUUUCACAAUCACCCCUCCUUUUUUUUUUUUUUUAAAAGGGCAACACAGUGUCCUGCUCUUGUUUUUUUUUCUAUUUAUUCCUGGAAGUUCAUAAGAUGUGCUAUAUAUUUUUUUGAAAGUGAUUGAAAGCCGCACCAAACUGUGCUCUUAUAAUCAAAGUGUUCCUUUUUCUUUUUUGGUUCUGUUGGCAAAACUACGCACCGCUGUGUUUUUGGAUUUCUUCGUCCACCACAUGUUCUCCCGUGCUUUCGUUUUAUUUGUGAUUUUUAAUGACGAGAAUAUUUUCUAUCAAAGUGAGUUGAACUCGGGGCGUGUGUGUGUUUCACUGCAGUUUGUUUUUAGUGCCCCCCCCCCCUGUUGCAGCAGUUUGAAAUAAAGUAUGUGUUUUUGGA